CACAGACUGGGCACGUUUGAGGUUUAGAGACACAGGAAAAAACAUCUCGCAAGUUUCUUUGGUAGAGGAGAACUGUUUGUGGCUGUCAGGAAAGAUCUUGACUGAUAGUCUAUUUCUAAACCGCGGUUCACUUCCUCUUCGUGCAUUCUGCCCAUUUGACUUCACUACAGCGCAUGGAGAUCAUGAGAUGUUCAUAGUUUUUCUUGUCAAGAGUGAUGCGGUUGUCAGUCAAACGGGUAGUUGUACUCCUGCUAACCGUGUUCGGAGCGUGGACUCUUACUAGGACUCUAUAUCGAGUGCUGGAAUGCCAAGGAGAGCCUCCCAGAACUCAUAUGGUGUCUAUACGGUCUCGGAACUGGAACCAGACACAGUAUCGGUAUAAUCACAACACCCCAAUAGUGUUUGUGGGGGGUGUUCCACGAUCAGGGACCACUCUGAUGCGUGUCAUGCUCGACGCCCACCCUGACAUCCGCUGCGGGGAGGAGACGCGGGUGAUCCCUAGGAUGCUGGCCCUGCGGCAGGCAUGGGGAAGGCAGGACUCGGGCGAGCGCUGGGCUCUGGAGGACGAGGGAGUCAGUCAAGAGAUGCUGGACGCUGCAACCACUGCCUUCCUCCUGGAGGUCAUCGCACGUCAUGGAGAACCUGCACGAGUGCUGUGCAAUAAAGACCCCUUUACACUGAAGAGCGCAGUUUAUCUGUCACGCAUUUUCCCCAACUCGAAAUUCCUGCUAAUGCUCAGAGAUGGUCGAGCGUCAGUUCACUCUAUGAUCUCCAGACGAGUGACUAUCUCUGGCUUCAACCUGUCCAGCUACAGGGACUGUCUGACUAAAUGGAGCAAUGCAGUUGAAGUGAUGCUCUCCCAGUGUAUGGCUGUAUCCCAAAGGCGGUGUAUGGUGGUCCGCUAUGAGGAUCUGGUGCUGCAGCCACGAGCCACCAUGCAGCGUGUGCUCCAUUUUCUCAAAUCCCCAUGGCAUGAAGGGGUGCUUCACCAUGAGGAGGCCAUUGGACGGCCAGGAGGGGUAUCACUGUCUCGAACCGAACGCUCCACGGAUCAGGUGAUCAAACCAGUUAACCUGGAAGCUCUCACACGAUGGGUCGGCCACAUCCCAGCAGACGUCCGGGUGGACAUGGAGAAGAUCGCUCCAAUGCUCCGUAAACUGGGCUACAACCCCAACGCCAAUCCCCCAGACUAUGGUCCACCAGAUCCAGAAGUGAUCAACAAUACUCAAAGGGUAUUGAGAGGAGAUUUUAAAACUCCUACAAACCUGAAAAGAUGGACACAAGUAUCUCCAAAAAUAAAUUCUAAAGGAGGAAGAAACUGAACAGAGUUCUGCAUUGAUUGUAAUACAUUCUUGUGUUCAACUUUGGAUAACUUGACAAUUUUUGUGCCAUACACCUUGGAGGCCUUUCACAUGAUAGAGAGCAACCUGAUGAGGAAUAUCAUUAUUAUGCAAUAACUGUGGUUAUAUUCCUGUGUCACCUAUUAUUUUGAAAUCACCAGAAUCAUUAAGAGAAUCAAGUGACUAAAUCUUAAUAUGUACCACAUGUUGUAAAAAGAACAAACUGGACAGGUAUUUACUUCCUGAUGAAGAGUAUUAAGCGAUGGAAGCUAACGUCACUGACGUGAACUUCAUAAACACUGCAAUUUUGUGUUAUUGGGAAAUGAGAAAACCGUGACGUUGUGCUUGGUGACGCACUGAAUGCUGUUGCUAUGUGCCAGCGUUCAUUCUCUUGACCUAGAUAUUGUUAAACGGAGCCAUUCUUUUUUCUAUUGCCACAAUUAACUCGUUUACAUCAGUGUUUCUAAAAGUGCAUUAUUUCAAUAAAAUUGGUUCAUAGAAAUCGCGCAAUGAA
Molecule: messenger RNA, 1854 nt
Organism: Pimephales promelas (fathead minnow)
Lineage: Eukaryota; Metazoa; Chordata; Actinopteri; Cypriniformes; Leuciscidae
Gene: tpst2
Product: tyrosylprotein sulfotransferase 2
Biological process (GO): peptidyl-tyrosine sulfation
Cellular component (GO): Golgi apparatus
Molecular function (GO): protein-tyrosine sulfotransferase activity
Source: RefSeq, a predicted model, not a curated record